Molecule: messenger RNA, 1399 nt
Organism: Choloepus didactylus (southern two-toed sloth)
Lineage: Eukaryota; Metazoa; Chordata; Mammalia; Pilosa; Megalonychidae
Exons: 4
Coding region: 290-625 (111 amino acids)
Source: RefSeq, a predicted model, not a curated record
AUCCUUAUGGGGGACCAACCUUGUGCCUCCGGGAGAUCUACGCUCCCACCUGGAAACACGCGGGAAACCAAGCCUCCAAAAAAGCGCUGCCUUCUCGCUCCGCGGUGGAAUUAUCCAGAAGGAACUCCCAACGGAGUCUUUGAGAGAUUGCAGUAUGACUCCAUUUCCUUGGUGCAUUUGUGAAAAGAUUCACCCAGUGAAGACGAUGAAUAUUAUUGACAAUGCCACCCUGCUUUUUCUGAUUUCCUGCACCCAGAAGUUGUGAUUUUUAAGAUUCCUCCAGGACACUAUGGACUGCAUCCAGGGAUCCUGGCUCAGUGCUGGCCUGAACUUCACUUUCCCUAAGGAGCAACCUCCCAGAGAGCUGCAGCUGCCUGCUUCAGAGCGGAGGCAGGCCCAGGCGUCCAGGUCCCGCAGGAGAGGAGAAAUUGUAGACCCAACGGCUGACUGCGCACAGAGCCAGGACCUCAGGCGCACAAUUCCCUGGGAUUGGUGUAAGGCCCUUGGGCUUUCAACGCUGGACCCUGCCACUAAGCUGUAUACUCCACAGGCAUCUGUGGAGGAAGACUGCAACAUCACAGGCGAGUGGAAUCCCCAAGGGAAGCUCUCUGCAGUGGCACUGUGAAGGGGCGUCUUCCAACCUGCUGAAAAUAUGGCUGCACAGGAUGUGGAAACUUCCCAUUUCCAUCGACCUCCCCCUGCUGCCGUGGGCUGUUCCUAGCUCCAAGACAAUUAGCUUCAGGUGUGUGAAAGGCUAUCAUUCACGCCAGAUACUGAGGCUGGUACCCAGGGCCUGGAAGGCACUCCCCAUCAUGCUCGACUACACAGCCCUUGCUGCCUGAUCCACAGCCGCUUUUGUGAUUUUUAAAGUAACCCACUUCCAAAUGCCAACCCCAGGUUUCUCUCCACCAUGGCACAGCUGCCAUUUCCCCAGCAGCCUCAAACACUCACUCGAUUCCAAAUGCAGACUCUCGGUUUCACCAAGUGCACACUAUGGAUGUAGUGGACCUUGUCCAGCCAGUACAGCCCUGGAACUGGUACUCUAGAGCACUUUCUGUCUUUUAUCUAGUGUUUUCACAGGGAACUCUUUUAUUCUAUCACUCCUAAUCCGCCAUCUUGGAUCCUCCCUCAGUUAUUGAUUAUUAAGCUUCUCUUUAUACGUUUUACAUCUUACAUGCCUGUUGCUUUGCAAAUAAUAUCUAUUUUUUGUAAAAUACUUAAAAAUCUUUAUGAAAAAAGACAUAAAUUUAGAAGUCAAUUGAUAUGCAGUGUGAAAACAUUUAAAAUGUAUGUAAUCAAUAAGUCAUUAAUUUCUAUUAAUUAAAAACACAAAUAAAAAACUAUACACAACCCAAUAAAUAUUGACCAAAGAAAAGAUAUUUCACUUUGGUACUAUUAG